Molecule: messenger RNA, 3843 nt
Organism: Brugia malayi
Lineage: Eukaryota; Metazoa; Nematoda; Chromadorea; Rhabditida; Onchocercidae
Exons: 24
Coding region: 1-3843 (1280 amino acids)
Biological process (GO): proton transmembrane transport
Cellular component (GO): membrane
Molecular function (GO): sodium:proton antiporter activity
Source: RefSeq, a predicted model, not a curated record
AUGCUCAAAUCAUUGCAAGUUUUCUUAUUUCCAUUUCUGGCUCUUGUUACCGGUCUUGUACUGGAUGCUACAAAUCGUCGCAUCCGAUUUCUCCGCAUACCGGAUACUAUUCUCAUUUUCUUAUUUGCACUUGGCACAAGUUUCAUUCUUCACUUAUUCUUCCCAGAAAAUUUGAUGGCACACAUCGAUGAGACUUACACGUGGAAGACCGUCGAACCUGGCAUUGUUGUUGGAGUUCUUCUACCGUUACUUAUUUUUGAAUCUGCGGUGAAAAGCAAUUCACAUCUAUUCUUUCGCAAGCAAUGGCUAUUAUUCGCGCUGACCGCUACUGUUUAUUUAUUAACACUAAUAUUAUACACUGCCUUAAUGCUACCAUUUCUGCGGAUUAUGGACAACUGGAAUGUAUUCACGGUCAUGCUGAUGGGUGCAAUUUUGGCUGCAACAGACCCUGUAGCAGUUGUCGCAAUCCUGGAAGAUAUCGGUGCUCCGCAGCGUAUCAAAAUAUUGGUAGAGGGUGAAUCAUUACUCAAUGAUGGUCUAGCCAUUUUUGUCUACCAAAUUCUCCGCAAUUUUGUUUUGAAGGAAGUAAAUUUACCAUCUUACCCGUAUACUUUUGUACAUUAUGCAGCGAUGUGCGUAAGCUGUAUCGUAAUUUCGCCGUUGUUGGGGUAUACUAGUGCUCAUAUUACUGUUAUGAUCAUACGACAUGGUAUUAAUGAGGAGAAAAGAAUUCAGAUGUUUUUGGUAAUUUCCGUAUACUUUGUAUGGCAGUUGGGUGAAGUAACCAAAGGAUCGGCCGCUGUAGCCACCGUCUUUUACGGUGUUACACUGAACUAUCUUAGAGAACGAUUAAAUCCCAGAAGUGUAGAAUUGACUUUACAAAUUUGGACAGCAUUUGGAUAUUGGGCUAACUGCAUUGUAUUUAUGUUCAGUGGCUAUGCCAUUGGUCUGCUGCUCUUCAAUAAUCCAGUUGAAAUUGAUGUAAUUUAUCAUUUAAUCUCCGGUGUGCUGUUAUUUCCCGUAUCAUUGAUGGCUCGUAUGUUGGCAUUACUUGUGUUUCGUGAAGUAUGGAAUGCACUGGGUAGUUCUCAUAUUGUCUAUGAUACCGAUUACGUUCUUUUGGCGUAUGGCGGCCUGAAGGGAGCGUUGGCACUCCUAUUGGUACAUGAAUUUACUGAAAGUGUUCAGUACGACCCGUAUGCUCGUCGAGUUGGCGAAAAAGUGGUACUUUAUGCGAGUUCUGCCGUUUUCGUUUGUUUGGUGAUUCAGGGAAUGACAUUUUCCUAUGUUACGAAUCGUGAAGGCACAAAUCGCCGAUCACGUUACAUUAAAGAUUCAGAGAAGAACGUAGAACGACAUUUAAAUCGUACUCUACGUACGAAUAUAAAAGCAAUGCGUCGGCAAGCUGACUCUUAUCUUACAGAGGCUAAUUGGACCGUUGUUAAUGAGCAGAUCGAAGCUAAUGUCUUCAAAGGCUUUGCGAGUAAUGUAGGACAAUAUUCACGGGUGCAAACUAGCAUGUAUGAUGAAUCAGUGAAAAGUAUUGACAGUCAGUCGGUGGACGAGUCACUUCUUAUAAAGAAAGACGACAGUGACGUUUGUACUGGUUACUAUAGUAUUCUUCUUGCUCGAGUAUACAGCCUUUGGACUUUGGGUGCGAUUUCUGGACGUGCAGCACAUUUAGUAAUCGACCUCCUGGAACAUGGUGUUGAUGAAGGAAAGUUAACAUUGGAUGACUUUUGUGAACAUUUGAAUUCAGCUGAUAACAAGUGGUACCAUCACUAUUGGAUUGAUACGGACACAAAACUGAAUCGUCUAAACUGGAUGGGUAUUCCAUUCUUGCCUUAUCCAAUUCCUACUAAUAUUUCCGUUUUAAAACCGGUUCGGUCUCUGGAAUGGUGGUGCAUAUUUUCUACAUUUUUGGCUAUCAUCCAGUCUGUCUUGAUUGCAUUUGUCAUUUUCUGGCAGCCAGCAGUCGGGACUGAUGUUAGCUAUUCAGUCCUGAUGUUCACAUUCCUGAUUGCGUUCAUUUUUUUUGUUGAAGAAGUGGUACAUUUUCAUCGAUUACGGAAACCAGCAUAUCGAAUGGAAUUAGAUCGUCUGGAUAUGCGCUGUUUUCAAAGCAUGAAUCGGAUUACUAUCGAAUUCGCUCUUUUUCUUGUUUAUAUGUCACUAAUUGUCGGAAUUUGCAUCGUUCUUUCGGUAAUAUUGGCCAAAUAUCCGAACGGUUCAUGCAUACGAGACAAUGGACAGUGGAGAAUAUUGUCUGUGUGCAACACGAUGCGUUUUAUACUUCUUUUAUUUAUGGUAUUUUUGACACUUUUAAAAAUCCUGCGCAUCACACCACUGUUUAUUUUCACGCUUCAUGAGGCACUGUAUACUGCUAGCCUCCUACGUAUACGUAUUCAGCUCUCGGCACUUUAUUUUCUUCAGUUCUUGCUCAGUCAACCGCCAGCGAAAUUUACCUUUUUCCCGGGUGAUUCCUAUCAGGUAGCAUUAGGAGAACAGAAAAAUUUAAAUAAAAUUGUGGAUGCUCUGAUUCGAAAAGCGAUGAAAAAAAACAAAGAAGUGCUUGACCUAAUUACUGUUAUCAAAACCAAACAAGCCAUCCGAAUGGCUGCACAAACGCUGGAACAUACUAUUAUUGAUUUGCAAAAGCAGGGAUUUUUGCAUCACGAAUCGGUACAACAAUGGGAGCGUUCUUUGAAUCGUUUGCGUGAUCGUGGUGAGCGUUUAAUUAAUUCUCCGGAUCCCAGCUUUCAGGAUGCUCUGGAAUCUGUUCAUUGGAUUCAGGCUAUCGAUAAUCAGAAAAGGCAGGACUUAGUGGAUAAAUUGGUCAAAUAUCUUGAAACACAAUCUGGAAUUGAACAGUCAGGUGGCCAGUUAGUCCAAACGUUCGGAAAGACGAUGUACUUUAUCCGAAAGGGCAUUUGCAAAGUAACUGAAAUGACAUUAUCGAGGCGGGGGAAAGAGCACAAGCACGAUUAUUAUGUAUAUCAGGGGCGCUUUGUUGGAGAGCGAAAUUUGUUGGACAAAAAUGAUUUCCGACGUGAAUCCGUGAAAAAACCAAAAGUUGAAUACCGGACAUCAACCGACUGCAUUUUGAUCAAGAUUGAUGAAGAUACAAUGGAUAUGGUUCGGUCAUUUGAUAGCUCAAUCAUUAGGACAAUAUCGCGAAAGGAGCAAACACGACGACUUAUAUAUGAACUAAAGGAACAACAUGAGUCUUUUGCUUUAAUAACUUUGGAUGAAUUCGAAAAAUUAUACACAAGACAUGGAUAUUCCGUGGGUGGUCGAGUAGACGUUGAAGUUGGAAUUGGAAGGAAGCUUAUUAUCGGAUUCCGAGCAAUGAUGGUUGCCUUGAAACCUUCAACGAGUUUGGAUGAUCAUUAUCAUAUUCUGGGACCAGCUGUUGUAACGCUGAAACCUGUUGGUGAAGAUGGCAGUAUUAAAAAGAAAAUAUUGUCAACAACUUCAAGGACCGCGCAAACACUCCCAAUCCUUUUGGAGAAGACCAAAUCAUCGUUUGGUGAGCUAGAAAAGGGUAAAAUAGAAGCAAAAAAAUUACGGCCAAGUUCAGAACGGACUCAACUGACAAGGAGGACUGAAUCAAAACCUUUAAAACCAUCAUCACUAGAUGUAACAGAAAAGAAGACAUUAGAAACACAGUCGGAUGAGGAAGAUGAAGACCAAGAACAGAAAGAUUCGGAAACCACCGCAAAACUGAGGAAAAAGACGGAAAAAUAUUUGGAAAUCGAGCGCACUCAGACACAUUCACAACAGUCCUACGUCACAAGUAUCACAAGCGUUAAAAGUUCCAAUAGUGAAGCGCCAGCAAAGUGA